GGCUGGGCGGGCACUGGGCUGCUGUCGCGCGGGCAGGCGGUGUUGGUGCGGGUGGCUGUUGCCGGCGGAGCACAGCGGCUCAGCUAGGGAAGCGUCAUCUGCAAAGUUGAAGGAAAGGAAAAGCGUAGUGAUUCCGGGUGUGAUCCUGAGUGUGUUAUGUGACAGACGGAUGCUGAGUUUCUAACUCCAUCAUUCUAGAUUGUAGAACCUGAACUGGAACUACUACCUUGCUAGGUUUGCUGGGAUGGGUAAUCUUCUUAAGGUCCUUACCAGGGAAAUUGAAAACUAUCCACAUUUUUUCCUGGAUUUUGAAAAUGCACAGCCUACAGAUGGAGAAAGGGAGGUAUGGAAUCAGAUCAAUGCAGUUUUACAGGAUUCUGAAAACUUGCUUGCAGACCUUCAAGCUUACAAAGGAGCUGGACAAGAAAUAAGAGAUGCAAUACAAAACCCAAAUGAUAUCCAGCUUCAAGAAAAAGCUUGGAAUUCAGUUUGUCCUCUGGUUCUGAGGCUGAAGCAGUUUUAUGAGUUUUCACUCAGACUAGAGAAAGCACUACAGAGCUUAUUGGAAUCAUUGACUUGUCCGCCCUAUACUCCAACUCAGCACCUGGAACGAGAACAGGCUCUAGCCAAGGAGUUUGCAGAAAUCUUACAUUUUACUCUCCGCUUUGAUGAGCUUAAGAUGAGAAAUCCAGCCAUUCAAAAUGACUUCAGUUACUACAGACGGACAAUAAAUCGCAACAGAAUAAACAAUUUACAUAUAGACAUUGAGAAUGAAGUAAAUAAUGAAAUGGCCAACAGAAUGUCUCUAUUUUAUGCAGAAGCCACACCAAUGCUGAAAACACUCAGCAAUGCCACAACACACUUUGUAUCAGAAAACAAAACCCUACCGAUUGAGAAUACAACAGACUGUUUAAGUACUAUGGCCAGUGUAUGUAAAGUCAUGUUGGAAACACCAGAAUACAGAAGUCGGUUCACCAGUGAAAAGACUCUUAUGUUCUGCAUGAGAGUAAUGGUGGGCGUUAUUAUUCUCUAUGAUCACGUUCAUCCUGUGGGAGCUUUUUCUAAGACAUCAAAGAUUGAUAUGAAGGGGUACAUAAAAGUUUUAAAGGAGCAGCCUCCUGAUACUGUGGAAGUCCUUCUGAAUGCUCUCAGGUUCACUACAAAACACCUGAAUGAUGAAUCUACUUCCAAGCACAUUCGAGCGAUGCUUCAGUAGUCCCUUCUGAGACAAGUGGAGCUAUAUGUAUUGAUCACAGAAGAUGUGUAUGUUUACAUAAUUUAAUACAGAUUGGUGUUAAUACUUGUGUGUAUGUUCUUCACAUCAUUGAAAUUUAUGAGUCUUUAGUCAUAACAUGACUGACUUUAUAUAGCACAAUCUCCAUUUACAUGUCGGCCUUAUCUUUUUACAUUAUACUUCAACUACAUCUAUAACAGUCUGUUGUUGUCUGUGUUUGUUUAAUCCAAAAAAGCUGCCUCUUUCACAGAAGUAAGCAGUAGUAAGGACAAAAUGGAAGUCAAAUAGACUAAACCCUAGGGGUGAAAUCUUGCAGGAGAAAUUGAAUGUGAAUUAAAAUUAAAAGUGAAAUUGUCUCAUUUCUUUGUUUAUUGUGCUGUUGGAAAUUUAGUUUUACAUAAAGUUCUCCAAAGUCUUUUUAUGGACUGAAGGUCAUUUGAAUGUUCAGCACCAUUGCAUGAGACACAACAUGUUUUGUAUUAGGCAGAAGGAAAAGUGGCCACCUACUGCGCAUUCUUGCUUGGCUGAAAACAGCCAACAAAUUCUGUUGCCAAAGAAGACAUUGUGUCUCUUCGGUUUAUUCUGUAACCCUUGCCGUUCCACAGUUGAGAAAUUGAUAUCCUGUUUCGGGUUUAAUGUAUUUACUUAUAAAAUGCAGUUCAAGACUAUCCUCAGAUUCAGACAAGCUUGUAUUACUGAAUAAGAAAAAUACUCUUAGGCCUAAUGCCUGAAGCUUGGAGAAUAAUGAGGAAGUACUAAAGCCUUGUGUACAUUAGAAAGCUUAUGCCAAUUCCCCAAAUGAAAUCUAAGGGUCUGUCUACACUGAAAUAAAACACCUGCAGCUGGCCCAGGUCAGCUGACACCGUCUCAAAGGGCAUGGGCUGCAGACUAUAAAACAGCAGUAUAGAUGUUGGGUCUUGGGCUGGAGCCCAGGACCCUUCCCUGUUGCAGGGUCCCAGACUCUGAGUUCUAAUCAGUGGCGUAGCCAGGUGGAGGGAACGGGGAGCGAUUUAAAAAAAAAAAAAAAAAAGCGUCACCCGCUGCAGCAUUUUUUCUCACCCAGCGGCGCUCCGGGUCGUCUUCGGCGGGCCUUUCACUUGCUCUGAGGGUCUUUGGUGGCAUUUCGGCGGCAGGUCUUUCAGUGAAGC
Molecule: messenger RNA, 2382 nt
Organism: Gopherus flavomarginatus (Mexican gopher tortoise)
Lineage: Eukaryota; Metazoa; Chordata; Testudines; Testudinidae
Gene: CYRIA
Product: CYFIP related Rac1 interactor A
Exons: 12
Coding region: 245-1216 (323 amino acids)
Biological process (GO): regulation of actin filament polymerization
Molecular function (GO): small GTPase binding
Source: RefSeq, a predicted model, not a curated record